AUUAUUUACUUCCGCUGUUUACGUUGCUUGUCAGGACGGCCAUUGCCACUUUCGGCUGAGUGUCAUGAUACUGGCUUUUCACUCCCAUUUUAAUGUUUAAAUCAAGUAACUCAGAGAAAACACAAGAAAUAUCUCAGUAAAUUACGAUGUUUAUGUGCAAUGGACAAAUGUAUUGAAGUGGUAUAUUGUUAGACACAUACUCAAGAAAUGACGCGUCUGUGAGAACACCUCGAUCAUUUGCAAGUGAACUGUUCGCUCAUCUUUCAACCAUGUGGCUAAAGUUGUGUCUUCUGUUAAUAUAUAUUACAGUUCUUUUUCUUUUGGCUCGCAUUCUAGAGACUGUGACAUGGUACGAAACAGGUAGUCUCUCUAGACGUUUGCUGGAUCCUAUGGCGCUCUCGGUUGCGAAGCUGAAAGCACUGCUAGAGCAGAGAGGAGUGAGCUACGACACUGUGGUGGAAAAGUCAGAGUUGUGUCAGCUCGUUGACGGAUCUGGUCAGCUUGAUGCAGAUGAAGUUGAGAAUCUGCAGCUGUCAGAGGACCUGAUUUCAUCUGACACGAACUUCACAUCUGGCACUCACUUCUAUGAGCAAGUAGAGGAUGCUAAGGACAGUGUGUGGCUUGUGCAGGUUUUGGCUUAUAGUCAACAAAGCCACUAUACCAUGCCUUUAUUGCCAGACACAGAAUGGAAAGCUAUACGGAAAAAAGUCACCAGGUUUGGUGUACACACUGGCAUUCUGGACUGUGAGCUAGAUCAUAGGUGGUGUGAAGGACGGGGUUGGCACACACCUCGCCUGUUGCUGGCCCUACCUCAAGUUCACCAGCAGAAGGCUAAUGUAGCUACCCAUACAUACCCUGGAAACUGGCGGCAGCAUCUCAUUUCACAGUGGAUUCGCCAAAAGCUCCAGGAAAAAGUAGAAACCAUUCAGGAUUUUCGCCAAUUCAAAGAUGAAUGGCUGACUUUCAGAAGUGCAUGGGAAGAUUCUGAAAUACGUGCAGUACUUUUCUCAAGGGAAGAAGUAUUUCCUAUGUUUUUCUCUGCACUGAGUGUCAAAUUCCCAGGUCGGGUUAGGUUUGGUGUGGUGAACAAUUACAGUGAUUUGUCUAAAGAGUGGACCCAAGCCUUCAACAUAGAAAUAAAUAAAACUUUUCCUACAGUUUUGAUUUUAACAAAAGAAAAGAUUUAUGUUUAUGGAAACAACUAUGGGGAAUGCUUAAGUUUUGCUUGCAUGGAGAGAUUUUUAAAGUUUUUAUAUCGCUUAAAUGACAUUUUUAUCAUUAGUUUUGCAGCUGCCAACAUUUUGUCAGUUUUUGAGGUUUUUUUGGCACAAGGUAGGUUAGUUAGACGAACUCGUCGAAUGCUGUGGUGUUUUGCAAAAUACAACUCUGCUGUUAUUAUGCUUUGGCUCCCACUUAUUGCAAUUUUUCAGCUGCCAUUUCUAAAAGACCUCCCAUACAUUGCUCUCAAGGUGGGGCGUGUGCUGGCCACUAGCUGUCUAGGUGCUGCUUUGCGCCGUGAUUAUUUCUUCUACUUACAUCACCCAGGGCUGGUUGCAGCCAGCUUCCUAUCUGUUUGCUGUGUGUUUAGCUUACUUGCAUUCUGGUUCACAGGAGGGCGCUUUGAGGAGGAGGAGGAGUCAUGGUUUAACUUUAGCCAAAUGCGUACAUUGACCCACCUUCAUCCUAAUUAUUUUUUUGAACCGAUGCACUUGAGUGGGUAUGAUUUGAGUGGAAGAAUCGAACUAUUUGGAUCACGCCUGUUGAUACCUACACUAUCUUCGAGGCCUGUUGUUUCUACCCAUUAUAUUAGUCUUCUGCCUACCUGGUACUAUGGGUGUGUCACCAAGUCUGUUACCACCUGCUACAGCAAGCACUCUGCAGCUUCAACGUGUUCAUGCCAUACUGGAGGUGCAAAGAGAGUCCCUGAUAACUUGAACCUAGUAUCCUGUCAAACCACUCCAGACAGUGAAUGUCAGUCUUCAGGUCUUUCAUGUACUUGUUAUACAUCAGCACUUGACCUGCUCGAUGGAAACUAUCACUGCGAGUGUCAAGGCAGUGUUAAAGAAUGUAGGAGAAAUAACAAGGCAGUCCCUUCUCUUACUUGUGAGCCUGACAGCAGUCAUGUUAGUUCAAACAGUGUAGAGUGUCCCAAUCAGAAAGAUCAUUAUCCUAGUCGUCAGGAUUUGCAAAGCAAAGAAAGCAGCACUUGUCAUCAUCAUAGUACUUGUACCCCUGAAUGCAAGACUCACACCCCACCCCUUACAGAGUUUCCUGAUGGCUAUUUGGCUUGCAGUCAGUGCGUUAUCUGUCUGGAAGAGUUUUUCUUAUGUGUGAAACUGUGUGGUCUUCCCUGUGGACAUAUUUUCCACCAUGUUUGCAUCAUCGCCUGGCUCAGUGGUGAUCAUCACUUCUGCCCCAUUUGCCGUUGGCCAUCCUUUCGCUCCCGCAGUCAUGAAGCAAGCACUGCUAAUGAUACAUAACCUGCUUUUAACUACUUGUUUUUAUCUGCCAUUUAUCAUUUGACCAGACUGUCAGAUUUUUCCAUCUUACAGAUGUGAUAAUCACAGGAAUCAUUCAUUUAAAGAUGUUUAAUUUCAAAUUCUUUUGCACGUGUUAAUGAGGAAUUAAGAGUGGUGAAGAUGCUCCAUCUUUACAGAGAAUGUGAAACAUACUGACAAGGCUGCUGUGAUCUUCAUUUGCAAUUGUGCUGUUGUUUCUUUUAUGAAAUAAUAUUUGUGUCUUCAAUAAACCUCAUGGAGAUGCAGUUUUCUGGUAAUACAUAGAACUCAGAAUUACCCAUUCAUCAGUCGGCAGUAAGGUCAUAAGAGAGAUACACUAUCAUUAAAUUGUAUGAUAGAUGUAGCUAUUUAGGUAACAGAAAGUGAAUCUGUAUCAAGCCUGUAUAGCAGGUUUUUCGUACCCUAGUCUACUUUUUUUUUUUUUUCAUUUGUGCCUCCAUUUGAAUUUUUUUUCCACUUUCUCUCCUGUUACUUAGAAUCACCGAAGGAAGUAGUCUUCACUUUCCUCUAGAGAUAAACUCUUACCCUUUAGUCUUUGUACUAGUAUCCCUUUCAAGAGAAAUAGUCUUCACUAGUUAUUAUUUUUAGGUUUAGCACGAAAUAUCAACAUUAUUUUAAAGAUUACACUUACCAUCCCAUUCUUGAUUCUGCCUCUCAGUGGCACAUAAGUAACUAUUUUUCAUCAAGCAAAGACUCUUUGACAGGUAAUACUGAAAGGCACACACAGGUUCUUUACCACCACUGAGCAGCGUAUUUUUGUGUUGAAAUCCAAAUGCAUAGUAUCUUGUGAUGAUUUAAUUUGUGCUGAAAUUUUAGACUGUUAUCAUUAAAUAUGAAGGUUGAGUAACAUUGCAUUUGCAUGUUUAUUUGAUAUAUGGUUGUCUUACUGUUGUUUUUUAAAGGAAGUUGAAAGGAGAAUGCAGGAGAAGGGGCCAUUGACUUAGGCCAGUUUUGUGAAAGACCAGUCAAAAUAUCUGAAUUUACCAACUGAUCCAUCAUGAGUGGUCACUUGUCAAAAGAAACUGGCUGAUGACAACUUUCUCUGUACUGUUCUAGCUAAAGAACCACCAUGAUUUUGUCUUGAUUUAGAAUAAACAGCAGUUAAUGUGGAGAA
Molecule: messenger RNA, 3633 nt
Organism: Pomacea canaliculata
Lineage: Eukaryota; Metazoa; Mollusca; Gastropoda; Architaenioglossa; Ampullariidae
Product: E3 ubiquitin-protein ligase RNF103-like
Biological process (GO): protein ubiquitination
Cellular component (GO): endoplasmic reticulum
Molecular function (GO): ubiquitin-protein transferase activity
Source: RefSeq, a predicted model, not a curated record